Molecule: messenger RNA, 854 nt
Organism: Colletes gigas
Lineage: Eukaryota; Metazoa; Arthropoda; Insecta; Hymenoptera; Colletidae
Gene: mRpL48
Product: probable 28S ribosomal protein S10, mitochondrial
Exons: 4
Coding region: 251-775 (174 amino acids)
Cellular component (GO): mitochondrial ribosome
Source: RefSeq, a predicted model, not a curated record
UACGUGAGCUCGUAGAGUUUCGAAGAGUCGACAAAGGAAACUUCUAUUUACGAUAGAAGUUCUAUCUUAACUGAAUCACGAACUUGAUUACUUGAUACCGGUGAUUCUUAUACUGGUAUAAUGUUAGGAAAGUUAUAUCGAAACCGAUUACUAUCGAAAUAACGAUAUCGAUAAUUUGCUGAAACUACAAUAAAUACGGAUUAUAUUAAUAUUAAAACAUUAAUUCUCUUACUAUUUCAUUUAAUACGAAAUGGCGUUGAAUAUUAUUAAGCAGGUUUCAACGUGCUGUCGUAAUUCAGUAAUUAACAAAACAUUAAGGUCUUACAGUGUAUACGAGCCUCCUUAUUUAAAGUUGAAGGAAAGUGGACCGCCACAUUAUCCUACAUUAAAUAUACAGAUUAAAGGAUACGUAUUUUCUCUCCUUGAAAGUUAUCAAACUUUCAUUCAUAAAAUUGCAAAUAUAUUGGAUGUUGAUAUUAUAAAUAGUUAUCCUGUCCCCUAUCAAGAAUACAAGAUACAAAAAUAUAAAAAAUCAAGCACACAAGUUGAAAGCGAAUAUAUUCUUAAACUGUAUGAAAGAGAUAUGGUAGUAUCAAAUAUAACAUCCAUAAAAUGUCCCAUUUUAAUUCGAUUAUUAGAAGCAACUUUACCCGAAGGAGUCCAAUUACGCAUAGAUACGUUCUCCCCUGAAAUGGAAAAUAUACGUUACAUUCCUGAUAAAGAUUUACUUGACAUGCAAACUGAAUUAGAAUCUCUGAAAAAGCCAAAACAUUAAUAUAAAAUUUGUAUGCGAGAUCAGAAAUAUUUAAAUAUCACCGAUCUAUGUUACAGCAGAUAAAUUAUUUAGUAAUACA